Molecule: messenger RNA, 2991 nt
Organism: Pseudophryne corroboree (corroboree frog)
Lineage: Eukaryota; Metazoa; Chordata; Amphibia; Anura; Myobatrachidae
Gene: ERCC3
Product: ERCC excision repair 3, TFIIH core complex helicase subunit
Exons: 15
Coding region: 200-2548 (782 amino acids)
Biological process (GO): nucleotide-excision repair; transcription initiation at RNA polymerase II promoter
Cellular component (GO): transcription preinitiation complex; nucleotide-excision repair factor 3 complex; transcription factor TFIIH holo complex
Molecular function (GO): hydrolase activity; 3'-5' DNA helicase activity; DNA binding
Source: RefSeq, a predicted model, not a curated record
GGGCCAGAAUUGGGCGUUCCCUUUGACAGUGAUGGGGCACCGACUGGAGUAGUAGCCAAUCACCUACGGGCUUGAGCGGCCAUGUCCGCUUCCAUGAUGCCUGUUAGGUUUUGGGGGCUGUAAGGAGCUGCCAUCAUCUUCUGUUGUACCGGUUUGGGGGUAAAUCAGGCGCCCGGCGGGGUCCUGCUCUCUCGGUGUCAUGGGUAAAAAGGACAAGACAGACAGAGACAAGAAAAAAUCCAAGAAGCGUCACUAUGAUGAUGAGGAAGAUGAUGAAGAUGAUUUACCGGGUACCGACCAGGAAGCCAUGCCUUCUGCUGCAGGAAAGCAGGUGGAUGAAGGCGGCACUAAGCAUGAUGAAUACGGCGCCAAGGAUUAUAGACCUCAAAUGCUUCUGAAAGGAGACCAUUCAUCCCGUCCGCUUUGGGUAGCUCCGGAUGGACACAUCUUCCUCGAAGCUUUCUCUCCAGUGUAUAAAUAUGCUCAGGAUUUCCUUGUCGCCAUCUCUGAGCCAGUGUGCCGACCAGUGCAUGUUCAUGAGUAUAAACUAACCGCUUACUCACUGUAUGCGGCGGUCAGCGUGGGGCUGCAAACCAGUGAUAUCAUUGAGUAUUUACAGAAACUGAGCAAAACCGGGGUCCCUGAAGGCAUAGUACAGUUUAUCAAGCUCUGCACCGUGAGUUAUGGAAAAGUGAAGUUGGUCUUGAAACAUAACAGGUACUUUGUUGAGAGCGCCCACCCUGAAGUCAUCCAGGAUCUCCUGCAAGACUCCACCAUCCGAGGCUGUAGACUGAGGAAUGAGGAGGGCGAGGAAACAGAGCUUAUUACAGAGACAUUUACUAGCAAGUCUGCUAUCUCCAAGACCAGUGAUCCAGCCGGUGGCCCCUCCACUUCCCAAGACCCAGAGACGCAGAAUAAGAGCGAUGUCCCCGCCGACUUGUUUGAGUUUUAUGAGCAAAUGGACAAAGAAGAGGAGGAGGAAGAAGAGACGCAAACAGUGUCCUUUGAGGUCAAACAGGAAAAGAUUGAGGAGCUCCAGAAGCGAUGCAUCUGCAUGGAGUACCCUCUGUUGGCAGAGUAUGACUUUAGGAAUGACAACAUGAAUCCGGACAUUAACAUUGAUCUGAAGCCCACCGCUGUCCUUCGCCCGUACCAAGAAAAGAGCCUCCGAAAGAUGUUUGGCAAUGGUCGUGCUCGCUCUGGUGUGAUUGUUCUUCCCUGCGGAGCGGGGAAGUCUCUGGUGGGUGUUACCGCUGCAUGUACAGUCCGGAAAAGAUGCCUGGUGCUGGGGAAUUCUGCUGUUUCAGUGGAACAGUGGAAAGCACAGUUUAAGAUGUGGUCCACUAUUGAUGACAGCCAGAUAUGUCGCUUUACAUCCGACGCCAAGGACAAACCGAUCGGAUGUUCGAUUGCUAUUAGCACUUACUCCAUGCUGGGACACACCACAAAGCGGUCUUGGGAAGCUGAGCGAGUAAUGGAUUGGAUGAAAAGUCAGGAGUGGGGUCUGAUGAUACUAGAUGAAGUACAUACGAUUCCAGCAAAGAUGUUCAGGCGAGUGCUGACAAUCGUCCAGGCGCACUGCAAGCUGGGGCUCACCGCCACUCUGGUCCGAGAAGAUGACAAAAUCGUUGACUUGAAUUUCCUAAUUGGUCCUAAACUUUAUGAAGCUAACUGGAUGGAGCUGCAGAACAAUGGGUACAUCGCAAAAGUGCAGUGUGCUGAGGUUUGGUGCCCUAUGUCUCCCGAGUUUUACAGAGAAUACGUUGCCAUAAAAACAAAGAAGAGAAUUUUGUUGUACACCAUGAACCCAAAUAAAUUUCGAGCCUGCCAGUUCCUGAUUAAGUUUCAUGAGCGGCGGAAUGACAAGAUUAUUGUGUUUGCAGACAAUGUAUUUGCGCUUAAGGACUAUGCCAUCAGGCUGAACAAACCUUAUAUCUACGGUCCAACCUCCCAAGGAGAGAGGAUGCAAAUUCUACAAAACUUUAAACACAAUCCAAAAAUUAACACCAUCUUUAUAUCAAAGGUCGGAGACACAUCCUUUGAUUUACCUGAAGCCAACGUACUGAUCCAGAUAUCAUCACAUGGGGGGUCUCGCAGACAGGAAGCCCAGCGUCUGGGGCGUGUGCUGAGAGCAAAAAAAGGAAUGGUCGCAGAAGAGUAUAAUGCCUUCUUUUACUCUCUGGUGUCUCAGGACACACAGGAAAUGGCGUAUUCCACCAAAAGACAGAGAUUCCUUGUAGAUCAAGGGUACAGCUUUAAGGUAAUUACAAAACUCGCUGGGAUGGAAGAGGAGGAUCUAGCAUUCUCCACCAAGGAAGACCAGCAGCAGCUUCUGCAGAAGGUUUUGGCGGCCUCAGACCUUGAUGCAGAGGAGGAAAUUGUGGCUGGGGAGUAUGGCUCCAAGUCUACACAUGUGGCCCGACGUGUAGGCGCCAUGAGUUCUAUGUCUGGAGCAGACGAUACGGUGUAUAUGGAAUAUCACGCUCCACGAAACAAGGGCGGGAACAGCAAGCAUGUACACCCGCUUUUCAAACGCUUCCGUAAAUGAAAAGAACUCCAUGUCCUCAUUCAGGCUCUCCAGGCAAAUCAUUUAUACGGAAUAAUGGUACUGGCAGAGUCUGGUGUGUAAAAUUAGCAAACAGGCUUCAUAGGUAGAACUCGAUAGAGCUGGAAAUCAUUUAAUAUUUUUGUAAUGUACAGAACAAAUCUUACAGUUAAAUGACUGAAAGUAAAACAACGUAUUCAGGUGAUUUAAUGUAACCUGGCUGCAGAAUCAGGAAUAUUUCUGACUGGAAUAGCAGAACGUUUUGGCUUGUCGUUUUCUUUCGUUUCAGUAUUAUUCCUUGUGAAUAAAGAAAUAUAAAUAAGUCUCGUUCCAGAUUAGCAGCUUUGUUUGAAAUGAUCAUGUAAGGUGCUUGGAAACUGUUUUUUUUAUGCUAUUUAAACAUGAGAAACACGUUAAAGUGAUUUUAUAAUAAAAUAUCAAUAUUG